Molecule: messenger RNA, 1782 nt
Organism: Suncus etruscus (white-toothed pygmy shrew)
Lineage: Eukaryota; Metazoa; Chordata; Mammalia; Eulipotyphla; Soricidae
Gene: LMOD1
Product: leiomodin 1
Exons: 3
Coding region: 1-1782 (593 amino acids)
Biological process (GO): muscle contraction; pointed-end actin filament capping; myofibril assembly
Cellular component (GO): striated muscle thin filament; myofibril
Molecular function (GO): actin binding; tropomyosin binding
Source: RefSeq, a predicted model, not a curated record
AUGUCCAAGGUGGCUAAGUACCGGCGGCAGGUGAGCGAGGACCCCGACAUCGACAGCCUGCUGUCCACUCUGUCUCCCGAGGAGAUGGAGGAGCUAGAGAAGGAACUGGACGUGGUGGACCCGGAUGGAAGUAUCCCUGUAGGGCUGCUGCAGCGGAGCCAGACAGAGAAAGCACCCACCGGCGCCUACAACAGGGAGGCCAUGCUCCACUUCUGCGAGAAGGAGACCAAGAAACUGUUGCAGAGGGAGAUGUCGGUGGAUGAAAGCAAGCAAGUGGGGACCCAGCCAGAUGCCAAGAAUGGAGAGGACAGGGGCAAAGACUCCAGCAAGAGAACUCUGGGUCCCCGGCGGGACUCAGAUCUGGGGAAAGAGCCAAGAAGGGGAGUCUUGAAGAAAAGCUUCUCCAGAGACAAAGAGGAGGCUGCUGGCAAGGGCUGGGAAAAGCCCAAGGAGGAGAAGAUCAUCCGGGGCAUUGACAAGGGCCGAGUAAGGGCUGCGGUGGACAGGAAAGAGGGGGGCAAAGAGGGCACCGGGGAGGAGAGGGCUACUACUGCCAGGAAGGAAGAAGAGCAGAAAGUGGGGAAGAGGAGCACCGACUUGAGCAGAGACAAGGACAAAAAGAGAGAAGAGACGAGGGGGCUAAUCAGGAAGGAGGACUCGGAGAAGGCACCAGGGAACUGCAAGGGGGCAGAUCCCGGGGAGCAGGGCGAGAAGGCGAGAGGCAGCAGUGGGAGCCCAGAGGUGAAGGAGGAGGAUGAGAAGGUAAAGAGAGAGCCUGGGAGCUCAGAUGCGAUCAAGGAGGUGGAGAACGUCAAAAAGGACGAGCCCCUCAAAGCCCAAAAUGAGAUCCAGGCCAAGCCUGCUGCAGAGAAGCCGGUGCCAGCACCCCUGGUCCCUGCCAAGGCACAGGAGGAGGAGGCGGCUCCCAGCAUCUUCGACGAGCCGCUGGAGCGGGUGAAGAACAACGACCCCACCAUGACCGAGGUGAACGUCAACAACUCGGACUGCAUCACCAACGAGAUCCUGGUGCGCUUCACCGAGGCCCUGGAGUUCAACACGGUGGUGAAGGUGUUCGCCUUGGCCAACACGCGGGCCGACGACCACGUGGCCUUCGCCAUCGCCAUCAUGCUCAAGGCCAACAAGACCAUCACCAGCCUCAACCUGGACUCCAACCACAUCACGGGCAAAGGCAUCCUGGCCAUCUUCCGGGCGCUGCUGCAGAACAACACGCUGACCGAGCUGCGCUUCCACAACCAGCGGCACAUCUGCGGCGGCAAGACGGAGAUGGAGAUCGCCAAGCUGCUCAAGGACAACUGCACGCUGCUCAAGCUGGGCUACCACUUCGAGCUGGCCGGGCCGCGCAUGACCGUGACCAACCUGCUCAGCCGCAACAUGGACAAGCAGCGGCAGCGGCGCCUGCAGGAGCAGCGGCAAGCGCAGGAGGCAGGUGGCAAGAAGGAUCUGCUGGAGGUGCCCAAGGCGGGGACCCUGGCCAAGGGCUCCCCCAGACCCUCCCCACAACCUUCCCCCAAGGCCUCUCCCAAGAACUUGCCCAAGCAAGGGGGUGCCCCGGCCGCUCCACCCCCGCCCCCACCCCCCUUGGCCCCACCGCUGAUCAUGGAGAACCUGAAGAAUUCCCUGUCACCCGCCACUCAGAGGAAGAUGGGGGACAGAGUCUUGCCGGCCCAGGAGAAGAACUCGCGUGACCAGCUGCUGGCUGCCAUCCGCUCCAGCAACCUUAAGCAGCUCAAGAAGGUGGAAGUGCCCAAACUACUCCAGUAG